UGCCAGUUCGACCUCAAUGGCGGGAAGUGCUUCUCUUCUCUCACAGCGCCACCAUUUCGAGCACUCUCUCUCAGAGCACCGCCAUAAUCCCCACCAUCUCAAGCAACUCCAUUCACAAAUCCUCAAGUUCAAUCUCUAUGAUGAUCCAUUUGUUGCCCCAAAGCUCAUCUCUUCCUACUCCAAUUGCCACCUUCUCCCCCUCGCCGUCAAUGUCUUCAACCAAGUCCGACAUCCAAACGCUCUUCUUUUCAAUACCAUGAUCAGAGAAUAUGGUAAUCAUUCACAGCAUUCCGAUGCAGUGUUGGCUUUUCUUAAGAUGCAGAAAGAUGGUGUCUUUCCUGAUAAUUUCACCUUCACAUUCCUCCUUAAGGCGUGUUCAGGUCAUUGUGCGAUGUCUUUUGUGAGGAUGAUGCAUGCUCAGAUUGUUAAAUUGGGGUUUUUGAGUGAUAUCUUUGUGCCGAACUCUUUGAUUGAUUCGUAUUCAAAGGUUGGGAGAUGUGGGUUGGUGUUUGCCAAGAGGGUGUUUGAUGAAAUGCCUGAGAGAGAUGUUGUUUCAUGGAAUUCGAUGAUUGCUGGUCUUGUCAGGGCUGGUGAAUUGAUGGAGGCUACAGAAGUCUUCGACCAGAUGCAAAAUAGGGAUAUUGUGAGUUGGAAUUCAAUGCUUGAUGGGUAUGUGAAGACGGGUGACAUGGACAAGGCGUUUGCUUUGUUUGAGAGAAUGCCGGAGAGGAAUGUUGUCUCUUGGUGCAGCUUGGUGUCGGGGUAUUGCGAAAAUGGUGAUAUGGACAUGGCGAGGAUGUUGUUUGAUAGGAUGCCGAGCAAAAACUUGGUCUCGUGGACAGUUAUGAUAUCAGGAUAUGCAGAGAAAGGGCUAGCCGGUGAGGCUUACUGCUUGUUUAGGCAGAUGAAGGAAGCUGGUUUGGAAGCAGAUGAGGCGGCAAUUGUGAGCAUUUUGGCAGCUUGCACUGAGUCAGGCUUGAUUGGUUUCGGAAAGAAGGUUCACGCCUAUGUUGAAGGGACUGAGUUGAAGUUCGUCAUUCGAGUAUGUAAUGCGCUGGUUGAUAUGUAUGCAAAGUGUGGCAAUCUUGACAGAGCAUGGGGAGUGUUUGAGGGAAUGGCAGAGCGGAACUUGGUGUCAUGGAAUUCUAUGAUACAAGGUCUGGUGGUGAAUGGCCUCAAUGAACAAGCUUUGAACCUCUAUGCAAGCAUGAAGAGUGAAGAUUUUACUCCUGAUGGAGUGACUUUUAUAGGUGUUCUAUGUGCUUGCACUCACAUUGGGCUUAUAGAAGAGGGAUGGAGAUUCUUUGAAAGUAUGGAGAGUGACUAUAACAUCACUCCUCAAAUUGAGCACUAUGGCUGUAUGAUUGACCUUCUGGGCCAAGGAGGGUUGCUAGAAGAUGCUGUUGAUCUUCUCAAAAGCAUGCCUUUUGAGUCCAAUGCCAUUAUGUGGGGUACAUUGCUCUGUGCAUGCAGGAAACAUAACAAUGUAGAGCUUGCGGAGGAGGUAGUUGAGCAACUGAUUCAAUUUGAACCCUCCAAAGCUGGAAAUUAUGCAAUAUUGUCGAAUAUCUAUGCCUCUGCGAGCCGUUGGGUUGGUUUGAAUAAGACCCGACUCAAAAUACUGGCCACUGAAAAUGAGUUCAUGAAAUCGGACAGAUAUCAUUCACAUUCAGAAAGAGUUUUGAGAAUUGUACAUCGGUUGGACCAGCAUCUUAAGCAAGCCGCACAUGUACCAUAGUUUCACUGAUAAACCCCAAAUACUCACCUGGUAGCUCUUGUACCUUUUCAAGGAUUCAUGCUUGGUCUUAAGAUCAUCUUAUUCGUGAACUUACCCAACAAUCCAGAGGUAUGAUAAUUGAGCUUGAUUCUAUGUGUAUACACUUAAUUUCAACAAGGUUUGGUGAUUUCCUGUUAUAGACUCUGCAAUUUAUAAUCACAAAUGCUAUUAUUUCAAA
Dioscorea cayenensis subsp. rotundata (Guinea yam) is the source of this 1955-nucleotide messenger RNA. RefSeq names its product pentatricopeptide repeat-containing protein At3g29230-like. The record is from RefSeq and is a predicted model, not a curated record. Gene Ontology annotation, biological process: RNA modification. NCBI's taxonomy places the organism in Eukaryota, Viridiplantae, Streptophyta, Magnoliopsida, Dioscoreales, Dioscoreaceae. Gene Ontology annotation, molecular function: protein binding; RNA binding.